Molecule: messenger RNA, 2005 nt
Organism: Biomphalaria glabrata
Lineage: Eukaryota; Metazoa; Mollusca; Gastropoda; Planorbidae
Product: proto-oncogene c-Rel-like
Biological process (GO): cellular response to stress; regulation of DNA-templated transcription; non-canonical NF-kappaB signal transduction
Cellular component (GO): cytoplasm
Molecular function (GO): DNA-binding transcription factor activity; DNA binding
Source: RefSeq, marked provisional
GUGUUCUUAACAUUUUUGCAAUAGGAAGUCUAUUAUUUAACUAAACUAAUUGAUGAUGGCUAUGUCAUUUUCUGACGCCGAUCUUGAUUUGGGAGAUUUGCAAAAUAUGAACAGCAGUGAAUUGAUGAGAUUUGUUCAGAACAUGAAUGAUGAUACUGCUGGGCAACUGAUCAAUCAAAUGCAGCAGAUUCAUUCCCCUCCACAGAAUAUAACUAACUCCCACCCUGUUCAUCCUGUGCAAGAUUCCCACCAUCAUGCUAUGCAGCAGUACUCAAAUAACCCUGCUGUUUAUGCAGCACCAGUCUAUUACCCCAUGCAGCCACCCCAGCAACCACAACAACAACAGCCACAACCCCAGCUUCCACCCCAUGUUCAAACUGCUGCUAGCACCCCUUACGUAGAAAUAUUAGAGCAACCCAAGUCUAGGGGAUUGCGCUUCCGCUAUGAAUGUGAAGGGCGUUCUGCUGGGAGUGUGCCAGGAGAAAACAGUACUAAUGAUCACAGGACAUACCCCACAAUCAAAAUCCACAACUAUAAUGGGCCAGCAAUUAUUGUUGUGUCUUGUGUAACCAAGGAGAACCCACCUCACUGUAAGCCGCAUCCACAUGCUAUUGUUGGCAGGGACUGCAAGAAAGGAGUGUGUACAUUGCGUGUUAAAGAUACAAGUGAUAAAAUUGUAUUUCCACAAAUAGGUAUUCAAUGUGCCAAAAAGAAAGAUGUAGAAUCAUCACUGCGAUUGCGUAAAGAAAUCAAUGUUGAUCCUUAUCAAACUGGGUUUGAUCACGCUCAGUCCAAUAUUGACCUGAAUGUUGUUAGGCUGUGUUUUCAAGUUUUCUUACCUAAUGAACAGGGCAAAGUGACCAGGGUUGUUCCUCCAGUUUGUUCACAUCCCAUUCAUGACAAAAAAUCAUCUAAAGAUCUAGUCAUUUGCCGUGUGGACAAAAGUUCUGGUAAAGCUCGAGGCGGUGAUGAAGUGUUUUUAUUAUGUGACAAAGUAAAUAAAGAAGACAUAAAAGUCAGAUUCUAUGAAGAGAAUGAACAGGGCAUGGUGGUCUGGGAAGAUUUAGGUGACUUUGGCCAGGGUGAUGUACAUAGGCAGUAUGCUAUUGUCUUCAGAACACCAUCUUAUCACAAUACAGAAAUCACACGUCCAGCAGAGGUUCUGAUGCAGUUACAGAGGCCGUCUGAUGGGGAAACUAGUGAACCUAUACCAUUUACUUACAUGCCUGAAGACCCAGAUCCUGACAGAAUCGCAGAAAAGAGAAAAAGAAAGGCUCAAAGAUUUUUGGAAUAUUGGAACAGUACAGGUGUGGCAGACUAUAAGAGAGGUGCCAGUGGGGCUAGUGUUAGAGGCAGGCUACACACAAUGCUCAAAGCCACCAGGAGAAUCAAGAAAGAUCCUGAUGUUAUUCCAGGUCUUCCUGGUUUCAUGGAUACCUCUGGUGUAGAUGGAGUGAAUGGAGUUGGUGCUGUAGGUGGGGCUGAUGCAACAAUGAGUCAUGUGACUGCUGACAACUCCUCCAUGGGCAGUGUCACUGUCUCCUCCUUCUCAGCUGGCAGCCUGGAUUCCAAUGUCAUUGCUGAGCUGUCAGGGCUUUCAAGUAGUGACUUAUCCAUAGUAUCCACAGAAAAUGGCCAGUUGGUCAUCUCUGUGUCUGGUGGAGAGGGCAGUGGUCUAAGUGUUGAUAGUAUUAACUUACCUCCUAAUAUUCUCAGUGGGGAACUGAUGAACCAAAUAGACAUUCAACAGCUAAAUGCUUAUCUUCAGGACCAAGGCUCAGGAAGUGAGAUUUUAUUGGGCAAUGACCCUAAUCAACCAAUUCAUAUCUUAGAUCAUGAUCCUGAAACAGAGGCAGCACUUAGAGGAUUAAAUUCUCAAAUUUGAUUGAAUGGGAAAGAUUUAAAGACAAAACAUUUUUUAAGUGGCUGUUGUAGGGGAAAAAAAUAACAGAGUUGUAGGCCAAUUAGGACUUGAAGAGUGUAGACUUAUAGAUUGACUUGAAGU